AUGUCUGUCUCUAAUAAGGAUUUGGCUUUGGCCAUCAUCCAGUUCUUGGAAUCUAGUGUGUCCAACAAGACUGUCUCUGAAGAAUAUGCCGAGUCCAUGGAUGUCGCCAUUGACUGUAUUGCCGAUGCUUUCGAGGUGGAAAAGGCUGAUGCUGCAGGCGUUGCCAGCAAAUUCGGCGGGUUGUCUUUGCUUGACGCUGUCAACAAGUCUGGUUCUUCUUCUUCUUCUGUGAAGGAGGAGGUUAUUGAGGUUGAUGCUGAGACCAAGGCUAAGGCUGACGCUGCUAAGGCUGAAGGUAACAAGGCUAUGGCUUCCAAGGACUUCGAUUCCGCCAUUGCUAAGUACACUGAGGCUAUUGCUUUAGACCCAACUAAUGUUGUUUACUUGUCUAACAGAGCUGCUGCCUACUCCUCUUUGUCGCAGCACGAGAACGCUGUCAAGGAUGCUGAGGCUGCUGUGAAGUUGAAGCCAGACUUCUCCAAGGCAUACUCUAGACUUGGAUUGGCUCAGUACGCCUUGGGCAAUGCCAAGGAGUCCAUGGAAGCUUACAAGAAGGGUUUGGAUGUUGAAGGCAGCACUCCAAGUGAUGCUAUGAAGAGAGGCUACGAGACUGCUAAGAAGAGAGUUGAAGCUGACUUGGAGAGCUCGAUUGCCACCAGCGAGCCAGAGGCUGGUGAGAGAAGCACCGAAGGUGGUGCUGGUGCUGGCGCCGGUGCUGGCGCUGGAGGUAUGCCAGACUUUGCUUCCAUGUUCGGUGGCGGUGGCGGCAUGCCAAACUUCUCUGAGAUGAUGAACAACCCUCAGGUUAUGGAGGCUGCCCAAAACUUGAUGUCUAACCCUGGUGCUCUUGACGGUUUGAUGAGUAACCCAGCUGUGCGCCAGAUGGCCCAGAACAUGGGUCUUGGAGGUGAAAACGGUGGCCAAGGCGGUCUCGAGAACCUCAUGAACAAUCCAAUGUUGCAGAACAUGGCCCGUAACUUCAUGGGCGGUCAAGGUGGCCAGGGCGGUAGCCAAGGUGGUCAAGUCCGGGUUCGUCCUUUCACCCAGGCCGAGGCAAACAAGCUCAUUCUGCCACCAGGGAAACCGCUUUUCAUAGGCGAUGGAGCCCUUUCAGGCAACCUGGAAGGAUCUAAUAAUGAAGAGAAUAACAAACUGAAUAUGAUUCCACGUGGAAUCAGGAAGAUCGUGGAUGUUGUUGAUGACAAAAUGCUCAUUUUCGAUCCUCCAGCAACAAACCCUCUAACGUCAAUGCAAAGAAACGCCUUUCCAAAUGGCAAUAUGAGAGCACGAAUAAGAGAUUAUAGGUUUGUGUUUGAUAGUCUUUUUGAUGAGCAUACGACGCAAGAGCAGAUAUACGAACGCACAACUAGACCUCUUCUAGAUAGCAUAUUGGAUGGGUAUAACAGUACAGUGUUUGCUUACGGUGCCACUGGAUGUGGUAAAACGCAUACUAUCCUGGGGUCACCAUCUAACCCUGGUGUGAUUUUUUUGACCAUGAAAGAGUUGUAUGAGAGAAUUGAUGCUUUGGCAGAUACUCGAGUCUUCGAGGUGAGUAUAUCUUUCUUGGAGAUAUACAACGAGACUAUUCGAGACUUGCUCGAGCCAGAAACGUCACCAAAGAAACUUGUUCUUAGGGAGGACUGUAAGAAACGCAUAACUGUGUCCAACUUGCUGUCUAGGCUGCCGGCCUCGGUAGAUGAAGUCAUGGACUUGAUCGUCGUGGGCAACGAAAACCGUACACUGUCUCCCACCGAGGCUAACGCAGCUUCACUGAGAUCCCAUGCUGUGCUUCAGAUUAAUGUGACUUCUCGAAGCCGUACAGCAUCGUUAGAUCAAGAACACACAUUCGCAACUUUGUCUAUUAUCGACUUGGCAGGCAGUGAAAGAGCUGCAGCCACGAAGAACAGAGGGGCACGCCUCAACGAAGGUGCCAACAUCAACAAAUCAUUGUUGGCAUUGGGAAAUUGCAUAAACGCCUUGUGUGAUCCGCGUCGAAAGAACCAUGUUCCAUACCGUGAUCUGAAGCUCACCAGACUCUUGAAGUUCUCUCUCGGAGGUAACUGUAAGACAGUCAUGAUUGUAUGUGUGUCUCCUCUGUCACAACAUUACGAUGAAACGCUCAAUACUCUCAAGUACGCUAAUCGUGCUAAAGAGAUCAAAACAAAGCUCAUACGUAACCGUCAGAACCUAGAUCGUCAUGUGGGAUCAUACCUUAAGAUGAUCACAGAGCAGAAACAGGAGAUCGAAGAAUUAAGAGAGCGUGAGUCAAAGAUUAUCGAGUCUACUGUUGCUAAACAUAGCAAGCAAGUUGACAAUUGCAUUAUGGAAAUCCUCAAGAGCAUCGAAUCCUUAAAAUUGAACAUCAACAAACAGCAUCAAGAAAAAUGGCGCAAGUGUUUCCUGCUAGCCAAAAGAAAAUUACUUUUGCUACACCAAGAAGAACUUCAAGUAUUAAUUCAUAGCUUGAAGAGCCUCCAGAUAUCUGAUAGGAGGUACACUGUCUUCCUUGAAAAGUGCAAGCAUUUACUUAUACAAGCCGAGCAACUUCUUCACAAAACCAAUGAACAGAUCAUAAACCUCGAGAAGAUUUAUGACCUGCCUUCAGAAAUUGAUCAUAUCUUCUCGAAAACUUUUGAGUUUACUCUAAAGAAGUUCCAGGAGAUGGAAGGAUGGUCACCACAACUUGCAUCAAUGUACGAAGCUAUGGUGGUAUCUACAAAGGAGCACUUACAAAAAGACUUGCUCGUGAAUUCGUCUAUUUUGUUGGAUUAUUUGGUUGGAGAACUAAGUGACUUUAACUUUGUCACUCAUGGCCUUUGCGAACUCGUGGGCACUUACAUGUUGCAUUAUGAAGACGCUACAGUGGAUAAGAUGGCAGAAGCAGUAUCACGUAUUAUUGAUAUCAUUGAAGCAUACAAUAAUUCCGACUACGACAUGGCAAUCGAGAAGGCUACUUCAAGGUUCAUUCAAAUCAAGCUUCAAAGAGAAGAACAAGAAGACGCGACAAUGGCUAGAGCUAUGGCAAACGCACCUUCACUACAACCUAGGGACAAGAGAACAUCAACAUCACCUCUAAGACUGUCACCUCCUCGUGCACGCAAGAGAUCUUCGAAGAACCAAGCUCCUGAAGGAGAUUGGGACAUCAGCAUGGACGACUCUAUGGCCAAUCGUAGUGCCAUGGAAGAAGACACAUCACCUCCAUCAAAGAGCAUAGAUAAUCGUGGUGUUCUCGAUGACCUAGACUUUAAUCCUACCAUAGAAUCGCCUACUUCGAAGAAGACCCUGCUGCUUAAUUCUGCCCACCCUAGCAGUGAUGAAGUUACGCCUCGGGCGCCAUUACUCAAUAAAGGAGCCAGCACAAAGGUUGUCCGAAAAGAUAUGAUUCCUUUGACAAGCGAGGAUCUUCUGAGGGAAACCAACAUGGGCUAG
Molecule: messenger RNA, 3429 nt
Organism: Candidozyma haemuli
Lineage: Eukaryota; Fungi; Ascomycota; Pichiomycetes; Serinales; Metschnikowiaceae
Gene: KIP3
Product: tubulin-dependent ATPase
Exons: 2
Coding region: 1-3429 (1142 amino acids)
Biological process (GO): microtubule-based movement
Molecular function (GO): microtubule binding; microtubule motor activity; ATP binding
Source: RefSeq, a predicted model, not a curated record